This is a messenger RNA of Melitaea cinxia (Glanville fritillary), 5511 nucleotides long. It is a transcript of the gene TDRD12, whose product is annotated as putative ATP-dependent RNA helicase TDRD12. Gene Ontology annotation, molecular function: ATP binding; nucleic acid binding. Bases 127 to 5511 code for a protein of 1794 amino acids. Gene Ontology annotation, biological process: transposable element silencing; germ-line stem cell division. NCBI's taxonomy places the organism in Eukaryota, Metazoa, Arthropoda, Insecta, Lepidoptera, Nymphalidae. The transcript is spliced from 4 exons. The record is from RefSeq and is a predicted model, not a curated record.
UGCAUUUAAAAAUGAACUGAAACUUUUAGUUGCUGACAUAAGAAAUCGUGCUUAGCGCCGGUAUUAGGGCAUUUUUAAUUCCAACAAUAUACUGUCAUAUAAAAUAAUUAAUAGUACCUACUUAAAAUGCCCCCCGAUUGCUAUAAAGUAAAAGUUAUUUACUAUUUAAAUCCUCAUUUGAUAUGGGUCGAAGUGUGUGAUCCUAACGUUGCGAAAGAUGAGUGUAUUUUUGAACAAAUCGGUUUAUACGGAAUUUUGCCGCUUGAAACAACGCUGGAUAUUGAAAAUGAGGAGAUAAAGAUACAGAAAUGCGAUAACUGGACCACUGCAGCAUCGACGUUGAUGAAAACUGUAUUUGCGGAUAGUACAGAAGUUUGGUUUUCGCCAACAUACAUAGAUAGACGAACUUCCAUAUUUGAUGACAACAUACACAAAUAUGGGGAAUUGUUAAUAAAAUACAAAAACGAUGUUGAUUUAAAACAACUAUCGAAACUUUUAAUCAAAUCUAAUUUUGCCCAGUUUGAUAUUUGCGAUUUCUACCAACAACUAAUUUCUGGAAAUUUAAAAACUAAACUCAGUAUAACAGAAACUCAGAAUGUAGUCGAAGAAAUCAAGAAAUAUUACUCAACAAAUGCUUCAUUAAAAAAAAAAUGUGUGGAAUCUUUAGAAAAGCGAACAACAGUUGUACAGCUAUCUCAGGAUAUGGAAACAGCAUUAACUGUAUCUAAUCUAGAGAAACAUAACAAUCGAACACUUUAUAAGAUGUUCGAGAAUAAAAUGAAAGACUUGGAGCUUUGUAAAGAUAUCGAGGAAGAGGCAUUAGGUCGUGGUUACGUUAAAUUAAAGAAGCCUUCGAUUAUCGAUCAAUCGGAUUCAGAUACGAACAAAUCUCAAAAUGACAAUGAAGCAUUUAGUCAAACUUUACGCAAAAUAAAAAAAACUUCAGGUAGUACUACUUCAAAUAGCAACGAGCAAUCAAUCCAUGUUAAUAAGGAAAGUAUUACAAAUACAACUGAAGAGAAAAAAGUUCAUAAUAGCAGUUUGUGUAAGAAGCUACAUAUUUUUAAUCAGAUUGAUAGAGACAAGAUGAUUAAAAUUCAAAAGAAACAUAAGUUCAAUGUGGAAAAACAAAAUGUUAAUGAGGAAUGUACUAACAAAAACCAACCAUCCAAACAGGAGACUCAGAGUAAUGAAAGAGCUAGUUCAAAUACUGGAUCAAUAUGUGAUGUCAAACAACAAAGUACGAAGAAGGAUGUGAAAAAAAUAGCAUAUGGACCACCAGGAUUAGACCCUCAGCAUUGGAAAACAAUAGAUGCAGAAACUUGUGACCAAGUUGAUGCUGCACAAGAAAAACAUUCUAUUGAACAAGUUCCCGAUAUUGAUGAAAGCAGUGACCAUACUUUUGGUGAAAUUGAUUCUGAAGCUAGUGUUGAAAUAAAAAAUAAUAAAGUUUUGUCCAAUUAUUAUAAUAGAAUCAAAUUGCUUAAGAAUAAUCUGGAUAGAGAAUUAAAACAAGAAGAUUCAAAUAUAACUAAAACUAUAGAAAUACCAAAAAUUGGUGAAAAUGAUGAUUCUAGUAAAAAAAGGAAGUCUUUGACAAGAUCGUCACUUCUUAGUAUGAAAUUAAGAGCGUUUGAUAGUCAUAAAAAGCGCACCAGUAGCAUAUCAAGUUCAGACACAUCGAACAAAGACGAGUCAAGCUAUUCUGAUAGCAAAAGUAUCGAUAAAGUUCCAGAUGAAGAAGAGGAGAUAGAAGAAGUAGUAAAAAGAUUAGAAGAACAGUACAAAGUUAUUCCAGAAGUUAAAAAUAAAGAAAAAUCAGAGGAAAUAUCACAAAUGAAAUUAAAAAAUAAUGUUAACCCAUUUAAAAACAUCGAUCCUAGUUUAUCAGUUUUCGUUGACAAACUUGUUGCCCCUAUCCUCAUGGUGCACACUAAGAAAAACAAACGUAUUCAACCAGUUUAUGAAAUGAGAGAUGUAUUCUUCAACUCUCACAUACAUUUUAUACUUAAGAAUAUGUCUUUCAAUCAUCCGAUGAUAGUUCAGAGCGUAUCGUGGAAAACGAUUUUACGAGGCUAUAGUUUGUUUAUGAUAAGUCCUCCAAAUAGUGGGAAAACGCUAGGCUACUUACCCGCAGUAUGUCGUUUUAUAAGCGAUGCAAAUCAAGAUGGGUGUAGCGUAGGUCCACUUUGUAUAAUCGUUUGUGCUACAGCUAAAUCAGUGGCGUAUAUCGAAGAAUUGGCACGAAUGUUUUUAGGUAAUGAUAGUAAGGUGUUAGGUUGCUACGCGGGUGUUGAUAAUUUUCACAUAACUACUCAGUUGUUGAACGGUUGUGAUCUAUUAGUAUCAACACCGCCAUAUCUUAUUCGUUUAAUGCAAUUAACUGACUACGGCGUAGACUUGCGUCGUCUAUCGAUCUUUGUUUUCGAUGAUUGUGAACAUUUAGCUGUAACGUACCCAGAUGAGAUGAAGUAUUUCUUGUUUAAAAUCAAAGAAACGGUUAAAUCUAGAGCAAAUAAUGAGUUAAAAGUUCAGUAUGUUAUCGCGUCACGUGUUUGGUGCGACUUUAUGGGACCAUUAGCAAAAAAAACACCUGACACAGUGAUUUCGAUUAGCGCGUUCCAAGAAUGCGUCCUGUAUUCCAAAGCUAGUACCUCAGUUAGUUUUGUCGAAAUUGAUAAUAAACUCGACAUCGUAUUCGAAUUUUUGACGGAAAUCGACGAAUCUAAGAGAACGGUAAUAGUUUGUAAGUCUGACGAUGAAGUGAAAUUGUUAGAAACGGCUCUCAAAAAAUCUAAACAUGUAGUAUUCGCUUGUAAUAAUAAUAUGACAGUUCACGAAUUGUAUAAUUUAAGCAUAGCUUGGGCGGAUUAUGAAGAACCUUUGGUGGGGCCGAUUCUUAUCUGUUGUGAUGGGAAUUUGACCCACAUGAACAUUACAGAUGCUCACCAUUUAUUACAUUUUUCCUUACCCCAGUUCUUCUCGAUGUUCUGCAAAAGAUUCUGCGUUCUCAAUGACAAUUAUCCGUCUAUCUUUAAAGAUGAUAAUGAAAAAGUUAAAAUUAAAAUAAUACUUGACGGUAGUAACAUGGAACAAUUACCGAAAAUUGUCCAUUUUAUAAAACGUUGUACGAAUAAUGUUCCCGAUUUCUUGGACGGAAUAUGUAGUAAAGUUUUAAAGGAGAAAGACGUGAUCAAAGCUCAGAAUUUGGUUCCCAUUUGCGAAAAGUUUCUCAUUUUGGGUUCGUGUCCUGAUUUGUAUAAUUGUCAAGAAAGGCAUACAAUUUUGAAAGAAUAUGAUAAUCCUAAAGAUUGGAUGCCUAAAGAAGGUCACAUUACCUUUAAAAUUUUACAUUAUCAUAACGCGGUUACAUAUUCCGCAAACCUUUUAACUAAUACUGUGAAUGGCGUCACCACGAAGUACCCUCAAACGUAUAGCUCACUUUCCAUGAAAAUGGGAAUGUACUAUAGCAAAGAUUGUAACAAAAGACUCCAUGGUAUUCCUAAAAUUGGAGACAUUUGUGCAGUAUCAAAGAAUCUAAAUUUUUUCGUGCGUUGUCAAGUCGUUAAAAUUUUAAAUCAUUAUCCAAAUGGAAAUCCCAAAACAGUCUUUAUAAAUUUAAUAGACGAGGAGAAAUAUGAAAUAACCAAUGAUAUUUACCUUUAUUAUUUACCAGAAGAGCUAAAAGAUGUUAAAACGUCUGUAGUACUCGUGAGACUAACAAAUAUUAUACCGAAAGAUAAAGAUAUAACAUUUUCCGAUCUUGCGAUGAACCAGCUGAACAAAAUAACGAGAAACGAUGACCUUUUCAUAAAAGGACGCAUAGCUUUGACACUUGGAAACUGCGUUUUCGUUGAUACAUUAGAAGCGUGUCAAGAAUUUACAUCUAUGAAUGAGACAGCUGUGAAACAUAAUUUAAAGAAGGAGCUGUUAGAUAACCACGCGCAGUUACAGCCCGAUCAUAUUAAUAAACUAGAAAAGUUGUGCAUUGAAAGUGGCGUUAUCGUGAAAAAAGAAAUAGAACAGUCUCAAAGUCAAAAUCCUGUUAAAAACUUCCCGAAAGGUACUUGGGCAUAUUUGGACAGUGAAUUGUCUACAGUAUUCUUAGCGUUUUCCAAAAGUCCGGAUAAAUUCUUUGUGCGUCUUAAUAAAUUUGAGUCUUGCAUGAGUUCUUUGUUGCGCGAUAUUAAAAAAUAUGUUGAAAACUAUAAUAAAACUAGUGAAUGUAUUGAUGUAAAAGAGGGUGAUUUAGUUUUGGCGGAAUUCCCUGACGAUGCGACUUACGAACGAGCUAGAAUUGACGGCUUAAACGAAGAUAAAGCGAAAUGUUUCUUUGUGGAUCAAGGUGAUUGUAGAGAUAUUUCUUUAAAGUGUAUUUUACCAAUAACAGAGUCUAUCAUUAAUCGAUUGCCUUUCCAAGCAAUUGAAUGCAGAUUGAUGGGAAUCCAGCCGCCCGGUGACGAUUGGUCUGAUUUUAGUAAAAAUUGGUUUUUCGAUAACUGUUAUGAAGAUAGAAAUGGUGAUUUGAAAUUAUUGUACAUCAAAUACUUUACAAAAGAAAUGGCUGAAUUCACAAAUGGAUAUAAAUACGGAGUUGCUUUAAUAGACACUAAUGAGGACAGAGAUGUUGUAAUAAAUCAACUAAUGAUUGACUUAAAUUUGGCGAGAGAAAACAUUAAGGAAAGGGAAUAUCUUAAUAAAAUUCAAUCUGUGUUAAAAGAAUCAGAUUCUAAGCCAUCAUCUGAGGUAUAUUCAUCAGAAAACGAAGAUGAAGUUGAAAAUAAAUCAGAUGUAAAUAAAGAAAUAGUCAGCGCUAAAGACAUGAUAUACCAACUAUCGAACCCAGUAAGAUCUGUUCCAUUAGUUGACUCCGACAGUGACUUAGAUAAAUGGGAAGUUAACAUGGAUAAAGCAUCUGUGGGUGCUCUAUUUAAAGGAGUAAGAGCUAAUCUUGAUGACGUCAUAUUUGAUGUUGACCAAACUAAACAACAGGAAGAAUUAGAUUCUGAUGAUUUAACGUCGUCAGAAGUAUCACAGCCAAUUAACGCUAUAGAAAAACCGUUAAUAAUAGAAUCGGAACAAAAAAGUCGACCAAAACUACUAUGGCGUCAAACUAAAAAUAUGGUUUAUAUAAAGAUCCAACUAACUGCUGUCGAAGAUUAUGAAAUCGAUAUUGAUUCGCGUUCAUUAAAGUUUAGUUGUAACGUAAAUGAUACUCAAUAUGGGUUUGAUAUAGAAUUAUAUGGAGUCAUCAAUAAGGACAUGUCUACUCAUGUUAAAAAUGGAUUAUAUAUUACGGUGAAACUUGUAAAAAUUUUUAAAGCAAAAUGGCUCUCCUUAACUAAAGAUUUCGAUACUAAAAAUUGGAUUGUGUAUGAUGUGGAUAACAUCGAUACCUCAUCAGACGAGGAACAAGUUGAUAAGACACAUAUGGAGAAAAUCAUAAAGAAUAUUUACGAUGUUGAAAGUGAAUCAGAAGAUGAAGAAUUUUUAGAUGACACUUAUCGAUAA